Molecule: messenger RNA, 927 nt
Organism: Trichosurus vulpecula (common brushtail)
Lineage: Eukaryota; Metazoa; Chordata; Mammalia; Diprotodontia; Phalangeridae
Product: olfactory receptor 4C3-like
Exons: 1
Coding region: 1-927 (308 amino acids)
Biological process (GO): G protein-coupled receptor signaling pathway
Cellular component (GO): membrane
Molecular function (GO): G protein-coupled receptor activity; olfactory receptor activity
Source: RefSeq, a predicted model, not a curated record
AUGGCAAAUAGGAAUGUAACCGAAUUUGUUCUAUUGGGUCUCAUGAGGAAUCCUGAGAUGCAGAAAGUCAUAUUUGCUCCAUUUUUAAUCAUUUAUAUUAUCACUGUCCUGAGUAAUAUGCUCAUUGUGAUCACCAUUGCUUCUAGUCAGACUCUGGUCUCGCCAAUGUACUUCUUUCUAGCAUUCUUGUCUCUGAUAGAUGCUUUCUACCCAUCAUCAAUGAUCCCCAAAAUGCUUGUGGAUCUGCUCCGUGAGAAGAAAACCAUCUCCUUCAAUGCAUGCAUGACUCAACUUUUUCUAGAGCAUUUUCUUGGGACUUGUGAGAUUUUCCUCCUAAUACUAAUGGCCUUUGAUAGGUAUGUGGCCAUCUGCAGACCUCUGCACUACACGACAAUAAUGAACCACCGCCUUUGCUGUUGUCUCAUUGGAUUGGCUUGGAUGGUGGCCUUCCUGCAUUCAAUAGGACAGAUUUUCACCAUAGUCUGGCUUCCUUUCUGUGGCCCCAAUGUUAUAGAUCACUUUUUGUGUGACGUUAUUCCCUUGAUUCAACUUGCCUGCACAGACACCUCCCUCAUUGGUCUGUUGGUUAUCGCCAAUGCAGGGUUAAUAUCAAUGAUUUGCUUUGUUGUUUUGAUGUUCUCCUAUGUGAUAAUCCUUUGUUCUCUGAGAAGUUACAGCUCUGCAGGGAAACGAAAGGCUCUGUCUACUUGUAGCUCCCACAUCACUGUGGUAAUCUUGUUCUUUCUCCCCUGUAUGUUCAUGUACCUUCGACCAGUAACUACAUUCUCCAUAGAUAAAACUGUAACUGUAUUUUACACUCUUAUCACCCCUAUGUUAAACCCACUCAUCUACACAGCAAGAAAUGAAGAGGUAAAAAAUGCCAUGAGGAAGUUAUGGGGUAGAAAAGUGGCUUCAGAUUAUAAAUGA